Messenger RNA from Brienomyrus brachyistius, 2125 nucleotides. Its product is annotated as cortexin domain-containing 1-like. The record is from RefSeq and is a predicted model, not a curated record. Lineage: Eukaryota; Metazoa; Chordata; Actinopteri; Osteoglossiformes; Mormyridae. Bases 331 to 513 code for a protein of 60 amino acids. The transcript has 2 exons.
GCCACCAGACUCCUGUCUAUUUUAACUAUUCAUGUAGAGCACAGGACCUGGGGUUGGGGGUGUCCUCGGGAGAACGGGGAGAACUCGAAUGCCGCUGGCAUAACGAAGAGGAGGAGCAGAGCUGGACAGGUAACGGUAUACAGGAAACAGUUCUAAUUAUGGAGCAAAGGCAUUGAGUCCCUAAGGAAACUCCACUGGUCACUUGGCUGGACAUUUAGACAAGGACUCUUGGAUAUUGGAGGAUCCAGGCUAAGGAGCGCAGUGGUGUUGAGCGGACAGAGGGUCAGGCAUCCAAGCAGCAGACGAACCUGCCCCCCCACCAACAGGGAAAUGGACCAGACCGCUCCCUCUUUCAAGCUGGAGGUGGACGUCGAUCUGGGCUUUGCUCUGUUCUUCAUCUUCCUGCUCUGUUUCUUCCUGCUGGUGACUGUGGUUCGCUGCGCCCGCAUGGUGGUAGACCCGUACAGCGCCAUCUCCACCUCCACCUACCAGGAAGAGCAGAUCAACAACUGAGAGAAGGGACACUAUCAUGCAGCGAGACACUGCAUCUGGAACAGGAAAACAGAGCAUUCGGUCUUCUCUGGUUAAGUUGGGUGUGAAUUCAUCUACGUGGGUAAAGCGACACAUUUAAAUUUAACAUCAAAUAUAAAUUACUGACAUAAAGUGUAAUGUUGACAUGAUUCAUUCAGAAUAGCUGUUAUGUUAGAGAGGUGGAUUUGUCAACCAGUAUUACAAAGUCAACAAACAUAAACUGGCUGUCCUGUGAAUCAUAGGCUGUCCCUAAUCAGUCUUCCUGAUGAGACCAGCACUACCCAAUCCAUACCUUCUUGAAGUUAUAUUGCAGUCACAUUACUCAAGCUUGAUUUCUAGUGUGUUAAGAUGAGCAUUUAGUAGAGUUUAGUAGAGUUAUUGUACUUUUUAAAAUGAGGCUAAUAUUGAUUUUCAUAUACACAUCUAUGGCCCUCAUGAGUGGGGGGCGGGGCAGGUAAUUCCAGGCAACACAGGGCAAAAGGCAAAACAGGUGCAUGGCUGGGAUACCAGUCCCUUGCAGGGUAGGGCACACGCACACACGCACACACUAUAGAAGAUGUAAAGAUGCCUGCAGGAUAGACUGGAAACCAGAGUACCCAAAGGAGACCUGCACAACAGCGAAGCAUGCAAAGUCCACGCACAGCAUGCCAACCGCUACUAUUGACAGACACGAUAUUACUGAGGUAGCUCAAUUACGGAACAGUUCUUUUAGCUUGGGAAGACUGAUUCUGUGACACGGUCAUGCUCAUGAUGUAGAAAUUGCGUCGUAUGACAUCACGCGUCUCAUGACAGCAGCAGACAUCUCACUGGUGCGUAUCUCCUUAAAACGCAACUAUUAAAUAAAGGCAAUGUAUCGUUUGUUGUUAAAAUGCCCAUAUUCUCAUGAAAAUGACUGAAUUUUGAUUUGAGUUUUUAUUCUAGGCUUAAUAAUCACACGGUUUGUUCUAUUGUCCGCAUUAUAGACUCUUGCAUAGUGAUAUUCCCUCACUGUUGGUGUGAUGUGCUUUCCUUUGUGCCUGAAACAGGUUCCUACCCUCUGCCCAUGCAGCAGUCUAUGUGAGUCUAUGGACCCCUUUUCGGGAUGUAUUAAAUGCAUAAAACAACAUACAUAGUAUUGUAAAAGAACCUAUUAAGGGCCACAAAAAUUACAAUACAGCCAGUCCUGCUACAAGGCUUGAUAUCACACCGCAAAUCUGUUUUAACGAGAUUGACGUAUUAUCUAUUAGUAUCCAAAUCCAAUACUACGUGGCAUCUUAUUUAUAUUUGCGCGAUUUUCAGUCGGAGAGAAAAGCACUAAUUAGUGAACAACAACGCGAUGCGGUCUUAGCAAAAAACACGACUUGCAAAUACAGCUAACCAUAUAAACGAAUCGUUCAUUGGCACUGGUUCUGAAUCGGUUGAAUCUGGUUUUCAGAUCUAUGUUUGAAUCGAACUUUUUGUACUACGCCACUUUAUGCAUUGCACAGAAAAAUAAAAAUAUUGACACAUUAUAAUAUAAAAUACAGAAGCGUUUUUAAUUCAUGUACACUUGCUUUUCGUAGACUGCGGUCACUGUUAAGUUAUAUGUCCUCAUCAGUCACAAUGUUUUUACAUU